UGACGUAAUUUUUGUUAUUGUGGAAACUACGAGAAGUAGACACGACAGUGCGUAACGUCAAUGUAUGUAAAUUGAUGAUUUUAUAGUGGCGAGAAAAUCAGUGUUUUCUCGUUAACGGUGAUAUUGCGAGUACAAUUAUUGGUGAUCGCAUCAUUAUGGACCAGGAAGACGUUUUGACGGUGCUGAAAAUUCUCAUGAUAGGCGAAUCUAACGUGGGAAAAUCGAGCAUUCUCCUAAGAUUCACCGAAGAUGAAUUCUACGAGAACAUGCAGAGUACAGUCGGAAUGGACUACAAGACCAAACAAAUUACCAUUGAUGGCAAUACAGUGAAACUCGCAAUAUGGGAUACAGCGGGUCAAGAACGAUUUCGCACUUUAACGCCGAGUUAUUACAGAGAUGGCCAGGGUGCUAUUUUAAUGUAUGAUGUUACGGACCGAAACACCUUUAUAAAAUUAGAGACAUGGCUCAAUGAAUUGAAUACAUAUUGCAAUAAAACAGAUAUUGUCAAAAUGGUAGUAGGUAACAAAAUAGAUUUGCCACAUAGAGAAGUGAGCACCGAGGAAGGUUUGCAGUUUGCCAGGAGACAUCAGACCUUGUAUAUUGAGAGCAGCGCGAAAACAGCAGAUGGUGUGAAGUGUUGCUUUGAGGAACUUGUACAGAAGAUAAUACAAACACCUGGACUUUGGGAUACAUACUCUACGCGAUUAUAUGACAAUGGUACUAUGAGCAGUGCAAGGCAUCGAAUGGGAAAAAGAGGAAUGCAGUUGACCAAUGAUAAUCCGCAACAGGAGACAUAUUCAAACUGUUACUGCAGUUUGCUGUAAUCGACUGUGAUGAGGAUAUAACAAAUAUAUUUACACUACAUCAAGUCUGAGACUUUGCAUGGAAAGUAAUUCUACGAGAUGCUGCAUGUGACAUAAGACAGCUCGAAUACAUCAUUGGCUUCGCACAUACUAUGCAUUCUUACUUGUCAGAAGACAUGCAUGUUGCUUCACACACGGACUACUAUUAGUCUUAAAUUUGGCAUAAAAGUCUAUGGCAUUAAUAAAUGGAAUUUUGUGUUCCUGUAAAUACAAAUGAGAAGAAUGUAGCCAUUUAAUAGAAUGUUGGUAUGGACCAACGUUGAUAUUCGCCCAUCAAUCACAUUUUUGUACAAGUAGUCGUAGCUCCAACAUUUUUAUAGUCUUUAAUUGUGUUUGUCAUUUUAUAAUCUGCACAACAUGUGCGCUUGACGCAUAUCAUUGUUAGAGCUGAAGAACGUGUAUUAUACUGUAAAAAUGUAUCUAAAGACCUUGCUUCACUACUUUGUGCAUAUUAUGUGCUAAUUUUUAGAUUUUACAGUAAUAUAUCUCUUAUUAGAAAUAUAUACUGUGCCAAAAAGUAGCGCUAGUAUAUAUUUUAUAAAGAGAUUUCAGUAUAAUUAUGGUGGUGAUAUAUACACGAUGUGAAAUAUACAUUAUUGUAAUUUAUUCGUUUGUAAAUAAAGCAUUUUCUGGAUAUAUUA
Molecule: messenger RNA, 1504 nt
Organism: Linepithema humile (Argentine ant)
Lineage: Eukaryota; Metazoa; Arthropoda; Insecta; Hymenoptera; Formicidae
Product: RAS oncogene family member Rab18
Biological process (GO): vesicle-mediated transport
Molecular function (GO): GTPase activity; GTP binding
Source: RefSeq, a predicted model, not a curated record